AUGGCAAGCAGCUCGGGGGAAUCACCGCAGCGGCGAAAAUGGUUUUCGCGCAAUUCAUCCAAUGGGGAGGGUUCCGUUGAAAAAAAGGGCCCAACGAGAUGGACGAUGGGAAUCCUGGAAGACAAGGACACGAUCGAGGUUCCAGGCUCCGUUCUCUUGCUGGCCCCUGAUCACAACGAGCCGCUCGGCUUGAGGAACGCACCCGCAAGAACAUCUCAUUCCUCUAUUCCUGUCGGUGUCCUUCGCCAGGUCACCGAACCACCGCCUCCGGCAGAGGACCCCAAGAAGAAGACCAAGGAUGGGAAAAUCAUCUUGGAUCCUCAGCCUGAUGAUUCGGCCAAUGAUCCCCUGAACUGGCCGGUAUGGCGAAGAGACUCUUCGCUUCUCUCUCUCGGGCUCUACUGCCUCGUUGGUGGAGGCAUGACGCCCAUCCUGGCCGCCGGGUUCACCGACGUUGCCAGCGAUUAUGGGGUAGAUGUUCACACCGUCUCCCUCACGACAGGUCUGUACAUGAUGGGUAUGGGUCUGGGCUCCGUUGUGUUCUCUCCAACUGCCAUCUUGUGGGGAAAGCGGCCAGUCUACCUGUUCAGUUCCGUCCUGUUCAUUUUGACUUCGGUUUGGUGUGCCUUGUCACCAAACUUCGCCUCGUUGGUGGUUGCCCGUAUCCUCCAGGGUGUCUCCGUCAGCCCUGUCGAAUGUCUUCCUUCCGCCACCAUUGCCGAAAUCUUCUUCCUUCACGAGCGCGCAUUCCGCAUCGGUAUCUACACUCUGUUGUUGCUCGGUGGGAAGAAUCUGGUUCCUUUGGUCAGCGCUGCCAUUAUUCAAAAGUUGGGAUGGCGAUGGGUGUUUUGGAUCGUUGCCAUCAUCGUCGGGUUCUGCUCGGUCCUCUUGUUUCUUUUCGUCCCCGAAUCUUUCUGGGACCGUGCUCCGCAUCGCAGAAAGAAGUCCAGACCAAACUUCUUCCGCCGCUUCUCCUCGAAACACGAUGUGGCUCACCCGGGGGCUCAUGCCACCCCGGCUGUCACGCCUGCUCCGCAAUCACCAAUCACGGAAGCUGUGCCUUCACCCGAGCCUCCGAAAGCCGCGACCAGGGCGCAAGUCGGUUUCGCUCCGGAGCCCGAGUACCUAGAUUCGGAGCCCCGCGAGAGAGCAUCGCAAGACAUCCAACGACCCCCAACUGUCCAAGCCUCUCCUGCAAUUUCAGAGUCGGAAAAGCCGGUCUCCGACGGCCCCGCCUCGAGAACUCCUCACGACACUGAUAGUGAGUCGCUUUCGAGCUCUCGGUCCGGGCGAGAGGCGUACACGACCGUCUUGCGCGGCGCACCCCCGAAAUCUUUUGUUCAGCAGCUCAAACCCUUCAAUGGCCGCCUCAACAAGGACAAGUGGCACAAGGCUGCCGUCCGGCCUCUGAUUCUUCUGUCGUAUCCUGCCGUGUUGUGGUCAUCGAUCGUGUACGCGUGCUCGGUCGGAUGGCUUAUCGUGAUAUCAGAAUCUAUGGCCGUGAUAUACCGAGAGGAAGUCUACGACUUUGACGCCCUUCAGACCGGUCUCGUCUACAUAUCUCCUUUUAUCGGUGGUGUCCUCGGAACUGCCGUGGCAGGCAGAGUCUCGGAUGUCAUUGUGAAGGCGAUGGCGAGACGCAAUGGUGGACUUUACGAACCCGAGUUCAGACUCAUCAUGGCUCUCCCCGUGGCCAUCACCACGGUUAUCGGCCUGAUGGGUUUCGGCUGGUCGGCCGAGGUGAGAGAUCACUGGAUGGUGCCGACGGCAUUCUUUGGCAUAAUUUCCUUUGGGUGCUGUUUGGGAUCAACAACCAGCAUCACCUUCUGCGUCGACAGCUACAGACAGUAUGCCGGCGAGGCCCUUGUCACGCUCAACUUUUGUGUACAUUUGGAUUGGUGUCAUUCAGCUUAUCCUGCUGCUGUUCACCAUCCCGAUGUAUAUCUAUGGCAAGCGGGCGCGCAUGUGGACGGUGCGGAAGAACUUUAUGGAGAGGUUCUAGGAGAGCAUCGAGCGGAGAAAGCAGGAGAGGCUUCAUGUCAACUUUCAAAAGGUUGGACACAGGAAAUCGGAAUGAGACUUUUUUUUCUUUUCUUUUUUUUUCUUUUUUUCUUUCUUUUUUGGCGUUUUUUUAAAGACUUUCGUUUUAUGACCGCAUGGUUUAGUGUUACUGCAUUGCAUUUACAUGGCUGGUUUUUUUCUUUUUCUUUCUUUCUUUAUGGACUGGGCUGGGGGUUUGAUGACUUUUUUAAACGGUCUGUGUUCUGGAUAUGA
Podospora pseudopauciseta is the source of this 2274-nucleotide messenger RNA. RefSeq lists its product as uncharacterized. NCBI's taxonomy places the organism in Eukaryota, Fungi, Ascomycota, Sordariomycetes, Sordariales, Podosporaceae. Gene Ontology annotation, cellular component: plasma membrane. The transcript has 5 exons. Gene Ontology annotation, biological process: transmembrane transport. The coding region runs from base 1 to 2274 and encodes 757 amino acids. The record is from RefSeq and is a predicted model, not a curated record. Gene Ontology annotation, molecular function: transmembrane transporter activity.